Molecule: messenger RNA, 921 nt
Organism: Acanthosepion pharaonis
Lineage: Eukaryota; Metazoa; Mollusca; Cephalopoda; Sepiida; Sepiidae
Source: the annotation of a GenBank genome assembly
AUGAAUUUGAGUUUGGACGUUGAUGUAGAUAUUUAUUUGCACACACAUCUAUCUGUCUGUCUGCUGUCUGUCUAUCUAUCUAUCUGUCUCAGUUUGUUCUUUAUCUAUCUGUCUACCUAUCUAUCUAUUUAUCCAUCUAUCUAUCAAUGUCUGUCUUUAUCUAUCUAUCUAUCUAUCUAUCUAUCUAUCUAUCUAUCUAUCUAUCUAUCUAUCUAUCUAUCUAUCAAAGUCUGUCCUUAUCUAUCUAUCUAUCUAUCUAUCUAUCUAUCUAUCUAUCACAGUGUCCUUAUCUAUCUAUCUAUCUAUCUAUCUAUCUAUCUAUCUCAGUUUGUCCUUAUCUAUCUAUCUAUCUAUCUAUCACAGUGUGUCCUUAUCUAUCUAUCUAUCUAUCUAUCUAUCUAUCUAUCUAUCUAUCUAUCUAUCUAUCUAUCACAGUGUGUCCUUAUCUAUCUAUCUAUCUAUCUAUCUAUCUAUCUAUCUAUCUAUCUAUCUAUCUCAGUUUGUCCUUAUCUAUCUAUCUAUCAUUGGGAAACAGACUCCCCUAUUAACCCCCCCCCCACCCCAUAUCUCUCUCUCUCUCUCUCUGAUCAGACUUUAUUUAAUUUUCACAAACCUCCUCUCCAGUUGUGGACACCUAGUGAAGAUCAAACACUUCUCGACGAAAAGAUCAACGCCAAUCGUCUCUCUCUCUCUCUCUCUCUCUCUCUCUCUCUCUCUCUAAAGUGCUUCUAUCUCGGCUAUUGUAUCUAUCUAUCCCAUUCUGUUCAUAACUAUCUAUCAAUCUCAAUCAGUUCAUUUUUACCUAUCUAUCUAUCUAUCUAUCUAUCUAUCUAUCUAUCUAUCCUACAUUUAUUUAAAUUCAUGAUAAAUGUUCAAAUUAUCUUCUUCCAUUUUUCUGACUACUGUUUUCUUCUAUUUUAG